AUGUUAACUAAUUUCAGGCUAUUGGCUUCUAAACCCAUUGUUAGAAGUGGCAAAACAGUGCUAAGAGGUUUUGUCUCGAGUUGUAGAAAUCUCGAGGGAAAAAAAUCGGGACCUCCAAUAGACGAAAACAACUUGUACUAUGGUCAAUUCACAAAGGAAGAAUAUGAAACUGCUUCCAAGUAUGUUAAGGAACAAUUAGCUAAAAUGGAGGGAGAAAUCAAGGGAGAUUUCAACAUUAGAGAGAAUUUGGGCAAGGUUCCUCAAUUCCCUUCCAGAGAUUCUAAAGGAUCCACAAGCGUCAAUAACUUGACAGACUUAUUUACCCAAACGAUCAAAACUACCGGGCCAAUAUCUUUGUCGGCCUAUAUGAGGCAAUGUUUGACCCACCCAGACUUCGGAUACUACACAACCAGAGAUCCUCUUGACCAUAGGAGUGGAGAUUUUAUUACUUCUCCGGAGAUUUCUUCUGUUUUCGGGGAGAUGAUUGGCAUAUGGCUCUACACUGUAUGGCAAAAUCAGAAUUUUCCUGGUAAGAUACGAAUUAUAGAGUUUGGACCCGGAAAAGGAACUUUAAUGCAUGAUGUACUUAACACUUUCAAUAAGUUCGUCUUCAAGUCGAGGAAAGCGGUAAAAAUAGAAAUAAACCUUAUUGAAGCCUCUAAAGUUCUCAGACAAGAGCAAUGGAAGUUGUUGUGUGGAGAAAAGAAUGAAUUCCAGACGGAUAAUGAGGGAUUCAACCUAUCAAAAACAAUUUGGAGCAAUGAUAUCAAGUGGUUGGAUACUGAAAAGGAUAUCAUCCAAGAUCCGGAUGUUGCCAAUUACGUGUUGGCCCACGAGUUCUUCGAUGCAUUGCCAAUAAAGGGCUUUGAGAGGACAGAACAUGGCUGGAGAGAGCUUCUAGUUGAGCACACAGAAAGUGUAGUGAACACACAGCCAAAAUUGCCAGGUACUUCAAUCGAUGAAGAUGAUUCUCUAUUGAAUACCGAGUUCCAUUUGACGUUGUCCAAAAAGGAAACUCCGUCGUCGAUUAUUCCAACGCUUCAUAGAAGAUUUAAAGAUUUGCCGGUUGGUUCAAGAAUAGAGAUAUGUUCAGAAGCUGAAUUGUACAUAAUGAAGAUGGCACAGUUGGUGAACAACGAAAAGAAAUUGGGGGCAGUCUUGGUUAUAGAUUACGGAUUAGUAAAUCAGAUACCUGAAAAUUCAUUGAGAGGUAUAUACCAACAUAAGUUUGUCUCUCCCUUCAUUAAGCCUGGAGAUGUUGACUUAUCAGUUGAUGUCGAUUUCGAUAACCUUGUCAAUUUGACAUCAACCCAUUGCUCAGUCUUUGGACCCAUAGAUCAAGGUGAUUGGUUACACAACAUUGGUGUGGGGUACAGAGUAGACCAAUUAAUAAAGCAGAACGAUCACGAUCAUGAGAAACAGGAGAAGAUUUACAAUUCAUAUAGAAGAUUGACAGACAAGGACGAGAAGUCAAUGGGAAAGAUAUAUAAGUUCUUAUGUCUUGGACCUCACGAUUCUCCUAUUCCUGCUGGAUUUGGAGACAACUAAUAAAUGGCAUCUGUAAU
Molecule: messenger RNA, 1565 nt
Organism: Scheffersomyces stipitis CBS 6054
Lineage: Eukaryota; Fungi; Ascomycota; Pichiomycetes; Serinales; Debaryomycetaceae
Exons: 1
Coding region: 1-1548 (515 amino acids)
Biological process (GO): mitochondrial respiratory chain complex I assembly
Cellular component (GO): mitochondrion
Molecular function (GO): protein-arginine omega-N symmetric methyltransferase activity
Source: RefSeq, a predicted model, not a curated record